CGGGGACGGAGGGGGGGUGGAGCGGAGGUGGGGGGAGGUGGUAAGCUAGGCGCUUCCUUUGUCACGUGCUAAGGUAAGGGUUCGGGCCUUCUUAUCACGUGGUCGCCAUACAGGUACGCUUUCUCUGUUUUUCUGUGCCAGGCUUUUGAAUAUUUUCCUCCCGCUGCGUGACGUGACCUUUGACCCCCCCCGAACUCCUAUUUUUCCCCGCCGAGGCUUCAUGUUGGUGGGGCGGGGCCCCCAGGUCUGGCUCGGCGGAGUGGCUGCUUUGUUCCUGGGCUUCCUGUGGAUGCACUCUCUGCUCUCCACCUAUCCCUACCUACGGCUGCUCCCUCGAGCCUUCUCCAUGGCCACACGGCCGCCCGAAGCCCCGGCCCCCACUGGCUCGGAUUACAUCGCUGGCUCCGUCUCAGUCGUCUUUGUCACCUGCCCCAAUGACAAGAUCGCCAAGACUAUUGCCAGGUCCGUGGUGGAGAAGCGACUGGCCGCCUGUGUCAAUCUGGUACCUCAGAUCACAUCUGUCUAUGAAUGGAAAGGAAAGAUUGAGGAAGACAAUGAGGUGAUGAUGAUGAUAAAGACUCAAACUGCCUUGGCACCAUCCUUGACAGAAUUUAUUCGUUCUGUUCAUCCAUAUGAAGUGGUUGAAGUCAUUGCAUUGCCCGUGCAACAGGGGAACCUCCCAUACCUUAACUGGGUAAAAGAUAGCACCACUCCUCAAUGAUGAUCCUAUUUUGAUGACUUUUGAGACUACUCUGAUACCUUCUACAUUCUCUCAUGUUCUUAAUAAACCCUAUCCCCAGAA
Molecule: messenger RNA, 802 nt
Organism: Dromiciops gliroides (monito del monte)
Lineage: Eukaryota; Metazoa; Chordata; Mammalia; Microbiotheria; Microbiotheriidae
Gene: CUTA
Product: cutA divalent cation tolerance homolog
Exons: 6
Coding region: 221-721 (166 amino acids)
Biological process (GO): response to metal ion
Molecular function (GO): copper ion binding
Source: RefSeq, a predicted model, not a curated record